GUGGCUUGACUGCAAGACGUCCCAGAGGAUCCAGUCGAUGCACCAAUACAAAAAUACCUUUCGAGUGGACGUAAACAUUAUAUCACAACAGUAACGAACGAAGGAAAGAGAAACCGAUAACUGGGUGCCAAGAAGAUAGCUGCUCCUCUUUUCCAAAAGGACGAGGCGCACAACAUCUUUGGAACAACUGCUGUUGCAUGCAGUCAUCUGCAGAGGUUACUGUAUGAAGCUUUUAAGGCCUUUUUGAAUGAUCAGCCACUCGAUGGGGAUUCACCGAGGAGCUCUCACCUGUGUCGCCUCCUGCCCUCCGCCCCGCCGCCUGCCCUCCCUCUUCUGCACCUCCUCCACACACAUCAUGAAACUGGUAUUAACUGAAUGGCAAUUGAUAUGGAUUUUUACUGAUUCCAGUAGACUGUGAAGCAACAAAAACACAAAAAGGGAGGAAAAGCCAUAUCUCAUUUUCACACGUCCUUCUUUAAACCAAAUAAACCUGCCUGUGGGGUGCUGUUCUAGGCUGCCUGCACAGGCCCUCCCUGAAAACAACACCUCUCUGGAAAACACGAGGAAUGUAUCGUACGCUUUGAGAGAUUCUUCUUCCUACCUGAUUACCUCGUUUGAGGACAUCGACGGCAGAGGGAGCUAUACUUUGAGGACCAGCUCUCACACCAGGCGCCACCAAGCCACCAGUGUGAGCAUACAGAUUCUUUUUUACAUAAAAAAAAUAUAUAUAUAUAUUGUUUUUCUCUGGAGCCUGAAGUGCUGUGCGUUUGGCUGUGUGCAUGCCGAAGAAGAAGAAAAUGGCUCCCCAGAACUCUGAGGCGGAUGCUAUGCAAGUGCAGGGGGUGAUGGUGGUCCCUACUGCUAAGAAAACCACCACAGACUCUGCUGCCACAGGGGAUAGAGGAGGAGGAGGUGUGGUGCUGGAGUCAUGCCAGGAGGAGUCGGUGAGCGAGGGGUCUAUAGACCGGAUCCCCCUGCAGCAGUGGGUGAUGCACGGAGCCGUCAUGUUCGGACGAGAGUUCUGCUACGCCAUGGAAACGGCCUUGGUUACGCCUGUACUGCUGCAAAUAGGUCUUCCAGAACAGUAUUACAGUCUGACGUGGUUCCUGAGCCCCAUUCUGGGUCUGAUCUUCACACCUCUGAUUGGCUCAGCCAGCGAUCGCUGCACCCUGAAAUGGGGCCGGCGACGCCCUUUCAUCCUGGCCCUGUGUGUGGGGGUGUUGUUUGGAGUAGCACUCUUCCUCAACGGGUCACUCAUAGGACUUGCCGUCGGCGACGUGCCAAAUAACCAGCCCAUAGGGAUUGUUCUGACGGUGCUCGGUGUAGUAGUGCUGGACUUCAGUGCAGACGCAACAGAGGGUCCCAUAAGGGCCUACCUACUAGAUGUGGCAGACACUGAAGAACAAGACAUGGCCCUCAACAUCCACGCCUUCUCCUCUGGUUGUGGGGGAGCAGUGGGCUACGCGCUAGGCGGUCUGGACUGGACCCACACAUUCCUGGGCUCAAUCUUCAAGUCCCAGGAGCAGAUCCUCUUCUUCUUUGCCGCCAUCUUGUUCACUAUCUCUGUGGCGCUGCAUCUGUUCAGCAUUGAAGAGCAGCGGUACAGCCCCCAGCAGGACCGGCUGGACGAGGAGGCCGACGCCGCUUCUUCCACGGCCCACAAGGACAACAGCUCCCCAGGGAAGCUUCAUGGCCACAACACCCCCCACAUGGAGCUCAUCGGAGAGGACGACAUCUACGACCCUUGUGAUCGUUACGACCGUUAUGAGUUCUACAGGGAUGGUGAUGGGGAAGAGGAUGGGCGCUCAUUGCACGACAUGGACAUGGACUUCCUGGAUGUAGAGAUGGUGAGGUCCAAGUCGGACUCAGUGCUGCAAAUGGCCGACGCCACACUGGAUCACCUGGACCACGACGCUCUGUCCCUGCUUCACAUCGAGCCCUCCAUCUUUGCUGACCGCCUGUCGUCCUACCACGGUUCUCCACCACGCCGCAGCAGCAGCACAGGCAGCCAGGACCUCCUCAAAACCUCCAAAAAGAUCUGCCGGCUGUCCCAGUUCCUGCAGGAGCAGGACCGCGACGGGGAAGAGGCGCUUCUCAACAACCAGCUCAAUGAGCAGAAGACGCCAAACGGCCGGGCGCAUGCCAACGGCUUGGGCCAGGGCGCCAACGGGCAUGCCCACAUGGUCAUGAAGAACUCGGCCAGCACAAACGCUUCCAUGCGGCACCGCCGACACAUCUUCUACCGCCAGCCGUCCUGCACCUUCUCCUACUACGGCCGCGUGGGCUCCCACCGCUACCGCUACCGGCGAGCCAACGCCGCGCUUCUCAUCAAGCCCUCGCGCAGCUUGAACGACAUCUACGAGGUGCAGCGGAGACAGAAGAGGAGACAGCAGAACCCCAGAGCGCGACACCAGUCAGGCAACACCAACUCCAGCGGGGACACAGAGAGUGAGGAGGGGGAGACGGAGACCACGGUCAGGCUGCUGUGGCUGUCCAUGCUGAAGAUGCCUCCAGAGCUGAUGAGGCUCUGUGUCUGUCAUCUCCUCACCUGGUUCUCCAUCAUCGCUGAGGCAGUCUUCUACACUGACUUCAUGGGCCAGGUCAUCUAUCACGGCAACCCCACGGCUGCCGCUAACUCCACGGAACUGCAGAACUACCACAAAGGAGUUCAGAUGGGCUGCUGGGGGCUGGUCAUCUAUGCCUUGACCGCUGCCUCCUGCUCAGCCUUACUGCAGAAGUACCUGGACAACUUUGACCUGAGCAUCAAGGUUAUCUACGUCCUGGGUACGCUGGGCUUCUCCAUCGGUACGGCCGUCAUGGCCAUCUUCCCCAACGUCUAUGUCUCCAUGGUGAUGAUCAGCAGCAUGGGCAUCAUCUCCAUGAGCAUCUCCUACUGCCCUUAUGCCCUACUGGGACAAUACCAUGAGAUGAAAGAGUACAUCCACCACAGCCCAGGGAACUCCAAGCGGGGCUUCGGCAUCGACUGUGCCAUCCUGUCAUGCCAGGUGUACAUCUCCCAGAUCCUAGUGGCAUCGGCACUGGGCGCGGCGGUGGACGCCACAGGUAGCGUGCGGGUCAUCCCUAUGGUGGCGUCCGGCGGCUCCUUCCUGGGUUUCCUCACCGCCUGGUUCCUGGUCAUCUACCCGAGCCACGGCGAUGCGGAGGCCAAGGGUGAGCAGAAAGCUUUAACAGGGCCCUCCUCUGAUAACAGCGGCACAGAGAAACCCAGUGUUCUAAAACUGACCAAGAAAGGCGCCGCCACCACUACGUGUAAAGUGGAGUGUGAAUCCACUCUGUGAUGGAGGGGGUUACUGUUACCAUAGCAAUGCAAACGACAUCAACAAAAAAAUAUAAAUAAAAACUGACAUUCCCUUUUCUGCCACGGAAGACUGUGCUGCAUGGCAUGGGCUUGACCGACCUGCUCUUUCUCUGAGACACAUGGGCCACGAUGUUUUAAAGUUUCAUUUUUACUUUUUUACUUUAAUAUGUGUCGCGGUCUCAGGACUGUGGUGUGGCGAGGAGAGGACAAUCAUCUCUCCCUCUCAGGGCCACCAGGAGCCGCCAUCAAGGUGGUCCGACUGGAUAGGACAGAUCAGGGGACAAUGGAUACACACGCGACCGACCGUCGUUCACACGCUGAACUGGGUUCUCUCGAAAAGACAUGCACUUCACUCUUGCACUUCCAUUCAUGGGUCAAGACAAAAAUAGUUUAAGAGAUAUUUUAUUCUUCUAGUAAGUGAAUCAUUUGAAAAUACUUAAAAUUGCUCUUCCUUUUGAUUGAACAUUUUAUUUAGUUUAUUUUACUAUAUAUAUUUUUGACAUGAUAUUGCAGAAGGACAUUGUAAUCACCAAAUGUGGCCAGGCCCGGUAUAAUUUACAGGGUUGAUGUUUUACUUUUUGGACUUUAAAGGUUUUUAGUGGCUUUAAGAGGAAACGGCACAGGUAUAAGGAGGAGAUUUCUUCUUUAGGAGAGCAUCUCCAAAGUGAGGAGCGAAAGAAGGCAUUGUUUGGUAAAUAGUUCUCUUAUUUAUUUUAUUUUAGCACAUACUAAGUUGUCACAUACUAAGACCAGUUACACUAUAUCUACACAUAGAUAUCUUUAUCCUCUUUAGUCAUUUAUACUAAGGAUCCUAUUUUCCACCUUUCAGUAUAAAUCCUUCGGAGAUCACGUCCUCAAGGGCAUUACCAUUGACGGAGAACAGAAACACUUUAAGAAAAUGCUCAAGAGAAAGAAUCUCAGUGCUGCGUUGGAGUUACGAAGGAGUGCAUACCAAACAAAGGAGAGAAGCUGAGGAGCGCUUUUCUGUCUCAGUGAGAAGAAACAGAUUUUGCGCUUAAUUUCCCUUACUACUACUACUUUUUCUUGUUUCAAAAGCAAUGUUAAUGGAUUGUGUCACUCGCUGCACAAUUUCAGCUGUUGUCCUUUUUUUGAGGAUGUUACUAAAACUAGCUAGAUGUUUGUCAAAUGUGGGAGUGCGGUUAGAUGGAGGGUUGGGGGAGGAGCCCCUAGGCAGAACUUAAACUGUGCAGGAAUUGAAGUUGGUUCUUUUCCUACCACAUAGGUCUUCUAUUUUCAGUUUCUAACUGAUUGAAAAUUAAGUAAUGGGUCUUAAAAGAAGAGUAAUAUCCUCUCACUUUUGUAGUCUGUUUACAUUUUAGAAACCUGGUUGCUGCAUGGUUUGGGCCAUGUGGCGAGUUGUGCUGUGCUCGGAAGCAGCCCUAGCUAAAUGCUAACCCGCCAUGUUGGCUCUGCAUGGCCUACAUACAGUGCAUUAGGAAAGUAUUCAGACCCCUUGAAUUUUUCCACAUUUUGUUACAUUACAGCUUUAUUCUAAAAUUGAUUCAAUUGAAUUUUUUUCCUUAUCAAUCUAAAUAAAAUAGCCCAUAAUGACAAAGCUGAAAACAGGUUUACACAUUUUUGAAAAUGUAUUAAAAAUAAAAAACAGAAAUACAUUAUUUACAUAAGUAUUCAGACCCUUUGCUAUGAAACUCAAAAUUGAGCUCCGGUGCAUCCUGUUUCCAUUGAUCAUCCUUGAGAUGUUUCUACAACUUGAUUGGAGUCCACCUGUGGUAAAUUCAAUUGAUUGGACAUAAGUGUGUGCCUUUCAAAUUGUCUAUAUAAGGUCCUACAGAUGACAGUGCAUGUCAGAGCAAAAACCAAGCCAUUAGGUUGAACGAAUUGUCCGUAGAGCUCCGAGACAGGAUUGUGUCGAGGCACUUAUCUGGGGAAGGGUACCAAAAUAUGUCUGCAGCAUUGAAGGUCCCCAAGAACACAGUGGCCUCCAUCACUCUUAAAAUGGAAGGAGUCUGUAACCACCAAGACUCUUCCCAGAGCUGGUCGCCCAGCCAAACUUAGCAAUUGGGGGAGAAGGGCAGUGACCCUAUGGUCAUUCUGACAGAGUUCCUCUGUGGAGAUGGGAGAACCUUCCAGAAGGACAACCAUCUCUGCAGCACUCCACCAAUCAGGCCUUUAUGGUAGAGUGGCCAGAUGGAAGCCACUCCUCACUAAAAGGCACAUGACAGCCUGCUUGGAGUUUGCUAAAAGGCACUUAAAGGAUUCUCAGCCCAUGAGAAACAAGAUUCUCUGGUCUGAUGAAACCAAGAUUGACUUCUUUGGCCUGAAUGCCAAAUCUCACGCCUGGUAGAAGCCUGGCACCAUCCCUACAGUGAAGAAUUAUGGUUGCAGCAUUAUGCUGUGGGGAUGUUUUUUAGAGGCAGGGACUGCGAGAAUAGUCAGGAUCGAGGGAAAGAUGAGCGGAGCAAAGUACAGCCAGAUCCUUGAUGAAAAUCUGCUCCAGAGCGCUCAGGACCUCAGACUGGGGCGAAGGUUCACCUUCCAACAGGACAACGACCCUAAGCACACAGCCAAGACAAUGCAGGAGUGGCUUUGGGACAAGUCUCUGAAUGUCCUUAAGUAGCCAGAGCCCGGACUUGAACCCGAUUGAACACCCCCGGAGAGACCUGAAAAUAGCUGUGCAGCAAAGCUUCCAAUCCAACCUGACAGAGCUUGAGAGGAUCUGUAGAGAAGAAUGGGAGAAACUCCCAAAAUACAGGUGUGCCAAGCUUGUAGCGUCAUACACAAGAAGAUUUGAGGCUGUAAUCGCUAUCAAAGGUGCUUCAACAAAGUACUGAGUAAAAGUUCUGAAUACUUAUGUAAACGUGAUAUUUCCAGGGGGGGUUUAUACAUUUGCAAAAAUGCUUUGUCAUUGUUGGGUAUUGUGUGUAGAUUGAUGAAUGUAACAACAAAAUGUAGAAAAAGUCAAGGGGUCAGAAUACUUUCCAAAUGCACUGUAUACAAUGAGCUGGAAUGGGGGCUCAGUUUCAUUCUUGUAUAGAAGACAUGGUGGGCUGAGGGUGGAAGCAAGUGGGGGAAGUAGAGCUCCACUGUAAUACUCAUUGAGGUUAAAUGUCCAGCUGGUGUGUCUGUUGCGUUGAGCUUAUAUGCUGGUUAUGGCUUUACAGGUCCACGUGUCUCUGCUGUGACAGGUCCCAGGAGGUUUAACCAGAGCCUUCUUAGGGCUCUCUAGAGCUGGGACGACCCAAAAACUAUCCAGGUUGGCUGUGUUUCUACAGGAAUACUUACCGUAUACGAGAUAUGGCUUCCUUCUACUACGUGUUUAUUAUAUUAGACAGUUAGAGUACAUCGCUCUGUCGUCUCUUGUUUAGGAUACAUGUUAAUCCAUAGAGGUAGAUUUGUGCAAGUGUAAUUGAACCUUUAUUAAUAAGUGUAAAACUGAAAAACAAUAAGCUGACAUCUUUUCAGUGUCGAGGAGAUUUAUACCAAACUUGAAGUGAAAACAAACGGAGCAUCAAGUUUUUUGACAAAUCUGUCAAUCGUUGCAAUAAUGUUUUCUGCCUCAGUAAGCAAGGGUGGAAGUGUUAAGAUUGGGGUCAGGUGAACUUUUAGACUGUCUGGGUGGAUGUAGCCUAUGUGUAUCAUAGUUAUAUGAAAAAGAAAAACAACAACCAUGUACUCGUAGCUAAAGAAGCAUAGUAUUGGUUUGGUUUUUAAGAGAACCACACCUUGUUGAAUAGUUGAAGUGCAACUUGAGUGUUUCUAAGAUACAAGGAAGUGUAUGAAAGUUUUCCUGAUCCUCUUGCCGUUGACUCUGGAAUGUUAAGAUAGUGGCCUACAUUGAAAGGCCUGCUGGGAGUUGGAGUUUCCUUGAUUCCAUCAGGUGACAAUGAAAAAGUAAUGAAUGUAAAAUCUUUGUUGUUUUGUGAUGGGUAGAGGGUCUGACAUUGCACAGAACUUGCACAUACAAAGUUUGAAGAAAAAAAAGAAUAAUCUUGCAAAAGAAAAAAAAAUCUAAACUGUGGAUAUUUAUUUUUAGAUAUUUUCUCGUUAAAUUGACACUUUCACUUUAUUUAAAGAUAUACAAAUAAAGAGAGACAUUUACAGUUGUAACAAAUGCAAGAGAGGCAUGUUACAGUAAUCAGAGGACUGGAAUGUGUUUGAAACACAUGAGUGUGUGCGAAUGAGUGUGUGUGUGCGUGUUAGAUUUCAAUCUCACCUCAGUUUUUCCUGUUCCUACGUCUCCACAAUCAUCUGGUUUACAAUUCACUUUACUUUCAAAGCUUGAGGUCGCGCUGCAUUACCAACAUUUAAUUGUACAUAUUUUUACACAGAAAUAUCUUUGAAUACGUAUAGGCCUAGUUCUUAAGAUCAAUUUCCCUGUUGUUGCUUUUGAUUGGAAAAUGCUAUUAUUCAUCUCUCAUUAUGUUAAAGAUACCUUUUAUAAGAUCAUCUGAUUUUAGGACAAUGUGAGUUGCAUAUACGUAUUUUUUUCUGUUAAUGAAAUUAAUCAUGGAUGUUACUUUAGAUUUAGUAAUGGGGAAAACAGAGUAUUUGCAGUGUACUAUAUACCUUGUCAUGAAAGUUGUAAAUAUUAUUUUAGUUUAUUUUGCUGCUAUAAAAAAGCUGAUUAUUUGUAUUAGUUUUUUUCUUAAGUACUAUAUACGUUGUGUAAAUAUGCUUGAGCCUUCAUAUGUAGAAGUAUGGAAGAACACUGUAUUGAAUGCACCUUUAAAAAAACUCUUAAUAACCAAA
Oncorhynchus kisutch (coho salmon) is the source of this 8050-nucleotide messenger RNA. RefSeq names its product solute carrier family 45 member 4. Gene Ontology annotation, molecular function: sucrose:proton symporter activity. Lineage: Eukaryota; Metazoa; Chordata; Actinopteri; Salmoniformes; Salmonidae. Gene Ontology annotation, biological process: transmembrane transport. The record is from RefSeq and is a predicted model, not a curated record. The transcript is spliced from 9 exons. The coding region runs from base 780 to 3299 and encodes 839 amino acids. Gene Ontology annotation, cellular component: membrane.